Xiphophorus maculatus (southern platyfish) is the source of this 2701-nucleotide messenger RNA. RefSeq names its product drebrin like (gene dbnlb). NCBI's taxonomy places the organism in Eukaryota, Metazoa, Chordata, Actinopteri, Cyprinodontiformes, Poeciliidae. Gene Ontology annotation, biological process: regulation of actin filament polymerization; postsynaptic actin cytoskeleton organization; neuron projection morphogenesis. Gene Ontology annotation, cellular component: actin filament; cortical actin cytoskeleton; postsynaptic density. The record is from RefSeq and is a predicted model, not a curated record. Gene Ontology annotation, molecular function: actin filament binding. The transcript is spliced from 15 exons. Bases 100 to 1542 code for a protein of 480 amino acids.
UGGGCGAAUGUAGCUGAAAGCCAGCACCGCUGCCACUCCUCCUGUAGGAAGGGCGCAGCCCGCAGAGAGCUAGCUGCCUAGCUGUACUCGGCAAAAACGAUGGCUGUUAACCUCAGUAAAAAUGGCCCUGCGUUAACAGCUGCCUAUAAAGAAGUAGUGGAUGAAAAAUCCGACACGAACUGGGCCUUGUUCACGUACGAGGGAAACAGCAAUGACAUUCGCCUGGUAGAAAAAGGAGAUGGAGGCCUGGAGGAGCUAGUUGAGGAGCUCAACAGUGGAAAAGUGAUGUACGCUUUCUGCCGGGUCCAGGAUCCCAAUUCCGGUCUGCCUAAAUAUGUCCUCAUCAACUGGACUGGAGAGGGUGUAAAAGAUGCCAGGAAGGGAAUAUGUGCAAACCACGUCAGCUCUGUGGCCAAUUUCCUUAAGGGGGCCCAUGUCACCAUCAAUGCCAGAGCAGAUGAGGAUGUGGAGCCUGAGGCGAUCAUGCAGAAGGUGGCCAAAGCUUCAGGAGCCAACUACAGCUUCCACAAAGAAGCCUCCAACCGCUUCCAGGACAGCGGCCCUCAGGGGCCCGUGGGUUCAGUGUACCAGAAAACCAAUGCCAUGUCAGAAAUAAGGAAGACCAAUAAAGACAACUUCUGGGCACAGGCAGAGAAAGAAGAGGAGAAACGUCGCCAGGAGGACCGUCGUAAGGCUGAGGAGGAGCGUCAAAAGCUGGAGAGGGAGAGGAAAGACCGAGAGACCAAAGAGGCAGUGCAGAGGGAUAAAAGGGACAAGGAGAGAUCUUCUCAAAUCGAUCAACAAAAGAAGUAUCAGCAGCAGCUGGAAGCCGAGAGCAAAGAGCAGGAAAAGCAAUGCUGGGAGGAGGAGCAGCAGCAGCAGAACGAUGCAGCUCAAAGGAAAGCAGUCAGGAGAGGUGACUCUGUGGAGAAAGCCAACGAGGCGGCUUCUCUGAUCUCUCAGCGUGCCGUAAACCCCAGGGAAAUGUUCAAGCAGCGGGAGCGAGGAAUGACUCCCAGCGACUCAGACGCUCCCUCUGCUGCCCCUGACAGCCCUCAGCCAGGGCGACUUCGAAGCCCUUUUCUGUCUAAGCAAGCGUACGAAUCUGAGCGAGCCAGCUCACCUCCGCGCCAACCUUCUCCUUCUCCUGUGCCAGCUGCUGUUGUCCGUGCCACAGAGCCGGAUUUGAAUGAUGAGCAAGCCACAUUUGAGAAAGAUGAGCAUGAGCAGGAGACUCCUCCCCAGGAACAGAGGAAAGAGGAGGCACCAGCUGCUAACUCGUAUGUUGAAGAAACACCUUAUGAAGAGCCUGCCCAGGUGGAUGAGAGUAACUCUUAUGAAAUGACUGUAGAGGAAACGUCAGACAAAGGAAUCUGUGCCAGAGCAUUAUAUGAUUAUCAGGCUGCCGACGACACCGAGAUCUCGUUCGACCCGGACGAAAUCAUCACCGGCAUCGAAAUGAUCGACGAGGGCUGGUGGCGGGGAUACGGUCCGGACGGCCACUUCGGGAUGUUCCCGGCCAAUUACGUGGAGCUCAUGUAGCCCGGCGGAUCGUCGGCGUCGGUCUCUUCUGAGGACUUUUGCAGUUUAAAAAGGACAAAACAAAACAACAACAAAAAAAAACACGUCAUACGGUAAAGUCAGUCCUCACGCUCUAGAUCAGGCUGAAAACGAACAAAGCGAGUUUCCGCAUCCCCGGACCAAUGAGCAUGGUAACUGUGGGCCAGUUUUUUUUUUUUUGUUUGCUUUUUUUUAUCUUAGAGCGCAGUUCCAUUUAAAUUGGUGAUACUGUAAGCAGCUGAUGGCGUAGUUUAUGGAUUUGUGAAGACCCAUAGACCCAACCCGAAGCCUCCUCGUCCCUUCUCUGCCCCCUGAGAAAAGAAGUGUAUUUAUUUAUCAGUGUGAUGCAGUACAUGAGUCUUAGUUUUAGCUGUGAGCAUCAGCAACACCACUUCCAGUUCACAUUCCUUAAAAAGUGGCUUCGUUUUGAUUUCAGGUAUAUUUGAAGUAUUUGUAGCAAAUGUUCCUUCCCAUUUCAGGAGAAAAGAUGACGGUACCACAAACGGCCUAAUUAUUUUCGCUUUGUGUUUUGCCUUCUUAUACCGGCAGACUGAAUUAUAUCCUUGUCUUUUUUCUCUUUUUUUUACGUGAUUGAACCUCUAUCCUGUGUUUUUUGGGGGGUUAAUUGUUAUUCUAACAGUGGUGGAAGUGAAUAUUUAAACCAACAGGUGAUUCUUGCUGUGCUUUGGGUUGUUUUCAUUUGGGGCUGUGCAUAACACGGUCAAGUUCCUGACUUUAAACUGUGAGUAAACGGCAGUUUUCAUUUCAAGUCCUUCCUCAUUUUUGGCCACAUUAAUUUCAGCAUGUGUGAUUUUUCAGGGAAAAGCUGGAGAAGAACAUAAAAGUCAGCGUUUAUUUUUGUUUUAAUGGAUCCUCAAUGGGCUGAAGAUGAAUUUGAGUGCACAACAGAUAGUAGUGUGCCAUAAUAAAGGGUUGAAAGUGCAAUGGUUGGCGUCCUUUUAAUCAUUUCAUCGGGCUUUACAGCAGACUUUAUGCAAAUUCAUUUUGUUAUUAAUCAUGCAAAAAAAAAAAUCAGUUGAUCAUACAUAGAAAAGGGCAUUGUGUUGAUGCUUUAUUCAUGUUUUUUUUUCCACUGUCUACUGUAAUGCAGAGAUUCUUAAUAAUAAAAGAAGUAACCAAA